Penaeus monodon (black tiger shrimp) is the source of this 1050-nucleotide messenger RNA. Its product is annotated as protein spaetzle-like. The coding region runs from base 1 to 819 and encodes 272 amino acids. Gene Ontology annotation, biological process: regulation of Toll signaling pathway; innate immune response; central nervous system formation. Gene Ontology annotation, cellular component: extracellular region. Gene Ontology annotation, molecular function: Toll binding; growth factor activity. The record is from RefSeq and is a predicted model, not a curated record. NCBI's taxonomy places the organism in Eukaryota, Metazoa, Arthropoda, Malacostraca, Decapoda, Penaeidae. The transcript has a single exon.
AUGGGUACAGGUGUGGGUAUGUUGAACCGUGCGUACAAGAAACACCAUGUAUAUGCUAAAAUCUUAUCAUAUUCUGUGUUACAGGUUUCGCUUUCUUUGGCGGUAGCAGUUGUAGCCGACCAGACCUCACACGUCAGCAUCAGUCUCGGUGGUGCUCCUGCUGUCAGCCAUCACAGUUCCUCUCACCAUGCGCGCCCUUCAUACCACCAUCAACCUACCUACCAUCCACAGCCCGCCUACCAUCCACAACCUUCCUAUCACCCUGCUCCCGCUUAUCACCCACAGCCUUCCUAUGAGCAUGAACACGAACCUGCUGUGCCAGAAUGUGCUGCCAACACAACCAAAUCAUGGUGCCUCCAAGACGACCAUUAUCCCACCUACGAGAUCAAACACGCAGCCGAGUAUCACUAUGAGAAGCUUCUCUCCCUCUAUGCUGACGUAGCUGACCUCAACACUGAGUUGUCUGUGGACCGACCAAACACCCUGGAUGAGGAAACUUACUUGUGCCCAUCAGAGACCGCUUACAUCAGGCCCCUUCGUGCCCAGAACACCGAGGGUAAAUGGCGUGUCGUUGUAAACAAUAUCGAUGCCCAUUAUCAGACUCUCACUCAGACUACACGCAUCGAAGAGUGUCUCACUUCCGCCGAUGCAUGUCCUCUGGUGCCUGACUGUUACGAGUCCAAGUGUCUGCAGAAAUUCAUCUACCACCGCUUCCUUGUCUACGACCCCUAUGAUCAGUACUUCCCCUUCGCCAUCGAGACAUUCAAUCUUCCCGCCAGCUGUGCUUGUCACUUGGGUGCCUACACCAUCGAUCAUUAGUCACCAAACACCUGAUCUCAAGCCGCAUUGGAGGCGCGGGGUUGAACUUAACAUCAAUUCAACAGAUUUUAACGUCUUUACCGUCCAUUUAAAAGUCGUAAAGUACGUGAAGAAAGCAGUUUCCUAUCCAUCUAUUUGUAAUAAUAUCUACAGAGAGGAUGAGAACUGAUCACAAAUGACAUCAAAAUCCAUCUCUUUUGUGAAAUAUGAAAAUAAAGGUAACAUCUUAUA